AUGACCAAGCAGCUGGGCUCAGCACACAACGGUACGCCAGAGCAGCCACUGAAAAUCGAGAGGGUUCGCGCCUGCUCGAUCGCUCUCUCUUCGGGAUCAUCGCUACUAGGCAACCUCGAGUGGUCGGAGCUGGGCCAAGCAUUGGUAGUGACGAAUGAGGCCAUCAUCGUCCUAUCUCCUCUGGUUGGCCUGAAUCCCACGCUGGCGGGACAAAGCCGCACUCAAGAUGUCGAAUGUCAUCCGAGUUGGCAAGAUCGCUUCCCGCACUCGGUCGCACAAGUCAACAUCAAGACGUUUCUCGAGCAUGAAACUUCCGUACGGCGCAGAAUAUUGCUCGAGUCUGAUCAUUCAUCAAUCGAUGCGCGAUUUCUGAGUGCUCAAUGGUGUUCAGCGAGCUGGUCCAAACCUGGCAUGGGUCCACAUCAAAGCUGUCUCAUUCUUGCCACUAGCUCGGAGCUGGAUCUCUUCGUACUCGGUGCUCCUCACAAUGCGUGGACUGGAGAAUGGAAGCUGUUGCAGGCGGUCAGUCUGGACCCUGUUUCCGCAUCUGUGAAAUACACUGCUGCUCCACCCCCUCGCGACAACGACAAGGGGGUCUUUACGCGGCCACGUGCCCUGCUACGCAAACAGCAGAUGGCAACAGAAGUGAUCUGUGCUUCGUGGAUCAACCUGGAGGUUGCAGCUCGGCGACACGCAGAUGCCUCCGAGCCUCUGCAACUUUCGCAUUCGUCGUCGACCUACAUUGUCGCCGGUACUCGAUCAGGCCAUAUUGGCAUCUGGGAAUGUGCUGCCGUCUCCGGCCACUGCACUUUCGUCUCGACGACAUCCGUGGGUAGCACAGGUAUCGAACGGCUACUUGUCUCAACUCAUGUUGGCACCAAAGCUACAAACAAGAAGGCUACGAUUGCAUUCCAAGACGCAGACGGUGUGAGGCUUUGCGACGUUGUUGUUGUCGAAGGUCGAGCUCAUGUGCAGCUUUCCAAAUCGCCGCCCAUCAGCACCGAGCACUAUAUGCUCACAGCCUGGAGGUGGUAUAAAGAUCUGCUCGUGUAUUCGACCAUCGGAAAGAUGCACGUCUACGAUACAAAGAUCGGGCGAAGUAGGACCAUUCUUCUUGGCACAGAGCCGGACAGCGGCUUUGACCCAUACGCUCCCACUAUCUGCAUUAGCAUUUCAUCUGGCCCACAAAACAUCAUCCAUGUCGUGCGACAAGACCUGCGCGAGUACCGUAUAAGCUUGGUCCAAGCCGAACAGGCUCAGCCACUGCCCAACACCGUGCGGCCCAUAUAUCCACCCAGCCUCACUGGUUAUCCACCAUUGACCGAGGUAUUACAACGUAAGCACGACGGCCAGCAAGCCUUCGUGGGUUAUGCCUCUGACAUCAGCUCUCAAUGUUCUGCCGCUUCUAUCGUUGGUGCGGUCCGUACCAAUGAGCGACUCGCUUUUCUAGGUUACAACGUGUCUGAAAACCUCUGUUACCAGAUGGAGCUAAUACGUUGCGGCGACAUGACCCCUUCAUCACUCCUCGCUGAGGCUCUAAACCGCGUUGCUUCAGGAACCCGGCCCUAUCUGGCCGUGCGCAUCGUUCUCACUCUCCUAUACACGCGCGAGCAGCAAGACGUUUUCCGAGAUCAGCUCGUUCUCGCAGUCGAGAAGAGCUGGACUGCUUUGGCGGGCGCAUCUGCUAUCAAAAACCAACAAUCUGGGCAAGCUACGACCCAAAAAUGUGCUCUUCAGCAGCAGCUACUCUACCUUCUGGCCUGUCGUUUACAGGAUACAUCGUCAGGUGCGUCGGCGCAAUUCGAGUCGUUGCAGAAGACUCACCGAGACAAUGUAAGGCGUAGUUGGCUUGAGGAACAUGCGAGUGCCUCUGCGGUGACAACCGAGCAGUGUGCUGCCUGUGAGACGCCGCUGGCGGCCUCCGGGGACGAGGACCCUCAAGGUCUUGGAUGGGCCCGGUGUCAGAAUGGUCACGUUUGGCCUCGGUGCUCGGUAAGCUUGGCCACCAUCUCAGAUCGCAAAGUACGUGUCUGCACCGGAUGCUGGGCUAAAGCUAUCGUGCCAGAUAAGCCCGGGCAGAGCUUUCGUCAAGCUUGCAUACUCAAAACAGCCACCAAGUGUUUGUAUUGUGGCAGUUGUUGGAUUGUACGGUGA
Messenger RNA from Mycosarcoma maydis (corn smut), 2154 nucleotides. RefSeq lists its product as uncharacterized. The record is from RefSeq and is a predicted model, not a curated record. Bases 1 to 2154 code for a protein of 717 amino acids. The transcript has a single exon. Gene Ontology annotation, biological process: transcription initiation at RNA polymerase III promoter. Gene Ontology annotation, molecular function: histone acetyltransferase activity. Lineage: Eukaryota; Fungi; Basidiomycota; Ustilaginomycetes; Ustilaginales. Gene Ontology annotation, cellular component: transcription factor TFIIIC complex.